AUGACGGACGCUGAAGUGUCGCUACCAGGCAUGUCGCUGAUCCGGAACGACAGGCUCACAAAAAGAGGAGGGGUACUCCUGUAUUAUCGAAACGACUUACAGUGCGAAGCCGUAGAGGAUUCGGAAUCGCAGUUCCCCGACUCACUUUGGUGCCGGUUGCAGUUAAAAGGCAAGGACGCUUGCCUUAUUGUCCUGGUGUACCGCGCCCCUAACUCAACACACGAAACCGACUACUACCUAGCGGCUGCUUUAAGAUGCAGUUUACAACAAAAGUACACUCACCUUCUUGUCAUGGGUGAUUUCAACGUACAUUGUUUAGAAACUCCCGCCACGAUCGGAGAGCAAUUCAAAGCCGAUCUACAAGAUCUAGUAACUACUGUGCCGCUUUACAAUCACAUCACUUUACCCACUCGGUUCAGAACAGGUAACAGGCCAUCUGUGCUGGAUCUUGUGCUUACCAACGAGGAGCAUAUGACUGAUGUGUUGCUUUUAGACUGCCCGUUGGGUCGCAGUGAUCACGCAGCCAUCAGUUUCAACUUCGUCUGA
Molecule: messenger RNA, 546 nt
Organism: Dicrocoelium dendriticum
Lineage: Eukaryota; Metazoa; Platyhelminthes; Trematoda; Plagiorchiida; Dicrocoeliidae
Source: the annotation of a GenBank genome assembly